UUAUUGUCACUCGUCAUUUUCAGCCGCAGCAUGAAGAUUGAAGUUUGUGAUCCCAUUCUAAAUUUAUAUUUUUGAUAAAUUGUCACUUGAAGCGAAAUAUUUCAAGUGUUUUAAUAAAGUUUUAAUUAUAUCGUAAAUGUAGUCGUAGCUGAAUAUUUUUUUUAAUAAAUUGAAAGAGUCUACUUGACCUCCACAAUGGAAGGUGUUGGCGAUACAAAUAUAAUAGAAUUGGACGAACCACCGAAAUGGGGUCUUAAACUUGCUCUUGAUCAUGAAUUUCCUCUACCUACAAAGCAACUUAUAAUACCAAGACCAAAACAAAUUCUUGAUUUCAUGCCACUAACUGCCAGAUAUCUAAAAUAUUACUGUGCUCGAAGAAUGCAGAAAAAACAACCAAUCAUGAACUACAUUCACAUGAUAUCAGCGCAAAGAAUGUAUGGUUGCCCAAUAGGUGGUAUAGGCGGUGGGACCAUAGGCAGAGGCUUUAAAGGAGAAUUCUGUCGGUUUCAACUGUAUCCUGGUCUGUAUGAGUAUGUGACAGUGCCUGAAUGUCAAUUUAUUGUUAACAUUAGGAAUGAGAAGAAUGAAACCAUUUUCCAGUCAGUUUUGUCAACUUAUGAUAAACCAAAAAAAGCACCUUCUACAUGGGAAUGGAACCUUAAGGGAUCAGAAUGUGAAUAUACAGCUUUAUAUCCUAGAGCAUGGACAACCUAUGAUCUCACUAAAUAUGGUAUUAAAUUGGUCUGUCGUCAAAUAUCACCUGUAAUUCCCCAUAAUUAUAAGGAUUCCAGUUUACCAUGUGCAGUUUUCGUAUUUUCUGCUAAAAACGUCAGUAACGAACAUCGAACAGUUAAUAUUACUUUUACCUGGACGGAGGUUCUUGCUGGUCCGAAUAAACGCAAAAAUUCAGGAAAAUUAGAUUUGGAGAGGUAUUCCGAGGAUAAUACAUGUGGAGUGACAUUGGAACAAAAAAUUAGCGAUACACCAAUCACAUUCACGAUAGCCAAAAAUAAAUCGGACAAUGAAACAAUUCACGAAGGGUACUGCUUAUGGAAUUCGACAAAGGGCUCCAAUUAUGUAUGGGAUUGUAUCAAAAAGAAUGGGAAGUUAGAACCGGAUCCCAGUCAAACGCCUACACCGCCUAAAACUACAGACAAAGAUCACAAGAAGGAUGAUAAAGAGAAACCAAAGAAGAUUUACAAAAACGACUCGGUUGGUCUUUCAAACACAAUAUCUCUGGAUCCCGGUGGAUGCGGCGUUUCCGAAUUCUGCCUUGCAUGGGACAUGCCCACAAUCAAAUACAAGAAAGAUAGGAAAAUACAUAGAAGAUAUUAUACAAAAUAUUUUGGUAGCGACGGCAUAGCCGGCGCCAGCAUAGCGGCGUACGCGCUUAGGAAUUACAAAAAUUGGGAGAAGCAACUCGGAGAGUGGCAAGACCCUAUUUUAAAUAACAGCAAUAUACCCGACUGGUUAAAAAGUGCCUUAAUGAAUGAGCUUUAUUUUGUGGCCGAUGGUGGGACUAUUUGGUUCGAUGUAAGCGAGGAAUUCCCUGAGACUGACCCUAGACAUGAUUUCGGCGUGUUCGGAUAUUUAGAAGGACACGAAUAUAGAAUGUAUAAUACGUACGAUGUACAUUUUUACGCUUCGUUUGCUUUAGCACAAUUAUGGCCUAAUUUACAAGUAGUCUUACAAUAUAUGUACCGGGACGCGAUAGCUUUAGAAACAACGCAAGUCAGACAGUCUCUGUACAACGGGAAAUAUGUGAAGUUUAAGAUUAAGGAAUCAAUUCCCCAUGAUUUAGGAGACCCAGAGGAUAUACCAUUCACACAUAUAAACGCAUACAACAUACACGACGUGUCUGAGUGGCGGGAUCUGAACCUCAAAUUCAUUCUUCAAGUGAUGCGCGACUAUAGACUGCUCAGAGCUCACAGUGCGCCCUUCCCGAGCGAGCGAUACCAAUCUAUGGCCUUCAUUGAUGACGUCAGAGAGGGAACCGAAGACGAUCUAUACACGAGAUCCACUGAACAACCGGACGAACGAUCCCCGGAUAUAUCCGUCGACCUGUCCACCGAUCCGUCGCCCGUACCCAAUAAGGAAGAAAUGCCAGAUAUACUUGACCUCCUGUACAGAAGCUCCGAAGUGGUCCCCGAGUGUCAUGAAACAGUGGAACCCAGGGAAACGGCUACCACGUGGAAUUCGAAGCAAUAUUUGUCGGACAUGUACCCGUCUUGUACGGCGUUGUUGCGCAAAGCCUAUUUGUGGGACAAGGAUGGCGAUGGCCUUAUAGAAAAUGGCGGUUUUCCCGAUCAAACUUAUGACGCGUGGGUCAUGACGGGGCCUAGUGCGUAUUGCGGUGGGCUAUGGGUGGCAUCAGUGAGCGUAGUUCGCGCCAUGGCGCACGUGCUCGGUUUCGAGGAGGAUGAAAGAGAGUUCUCGAAGCUUCUAGAACAAGCCAAGGCAUCUAUGACUGACAAAUUGUGGAAUGGCAAUUAUUAUUUGUUUGAUACUAAAGCUUCAAACAAAAAUGUUGUAAUGGCGGAUCAAUUGGCUGGUCAAUGGUUUCUCCGUGCAUCCGACUGGACAGAUGAAGUUUUCCCGGACGCGAAUGUGAAGAAGGCCCUCCAGACGAUCUACGAUAAUAACGUGCAGAAGUUCCUGAACGGCCGGUGCGGCGCCGUCAACGGCUACGUGGUGGGGGCGAGGGGACGCGUCGACACCACGGCCUUGCAGAGCGAGGAGGUGUGGACCGGAGUCACCUUUGGGUUGGCGGCGCUUAUGAUCUAUGAAGGCAUGCACGAACAGGCCUUCGCAACAGCUGGUGGUCUCCACAACACCCUCACCAGAAUGGGAUUGUCGUUCGAAACUCCCGAGGCGCUGUAUGAGAAUGGGAACCAUCGAUCCGUAGCCUACAUGCGGCCAUUGUCCAUAUGGUCCAUGUACCAGGCGAUCAUAGCCAGACCUCCCCCCAAAGCCAGUAUUCCCAAUGGCCAUGUACAUGAAACAGCUAAAUCGCGGUUAUAGUGAUUGCUAUAAUUGAAUAAGUAAAGUGCGUGAUGAAGGAUCCUUUACGCAUCUAAAAUAAUGCUUCGCAAUUUUUUACGAAUCAACAUGUCGUUAAAAAAUAGAUGUUUCUUUUUUUUGUAAAAUUAACAGAGUAUAAAAUAGUGCAAUGACAUUUAAAUAAAUUCAUCAUUCAUCAUCCAAUAAGACGGAAUGCGUUCGAUUCAAAGAUAGAACUCACUUUAAGAAUUCUAUCUUUGAAUUCUUAUCGUGUCUUAAAUAAUCAGACAACUUAAGAAUAAACCAAAAAUAGAUACUUUACACAUCAUAAUUUUUCAUUAUGUUUAAAUGAUGUUCAAAUAAGUAUUGGAUCACUUCAUCACCUGAUUUACGGAAUAAGUAUACUUGCAGUAUUUUUGAAAGUGCAAUAUUAUUUUUACACGCUAAGUGAAUGUUACCAGUGUCAAAUAAAAUAUUGUUCACUUAUGUGAUCGUCACUUGUUUCAUUUUGUGCACAAAAAUAUAAAUGAUUUAUGUUAAAAAAAUUGUUCUUAUAAAUGUUUGUUAUAAACAUUGACGUACUUAUAAAUAACUAGUCUUACAAUCACGCCAAAAAAUGUCUGGAGCAAAACUCCGCCUACGCAACUAUUAGGCAGUUUUCUUUUGAACGUAUACAAUAAGAUUUGAUAGUUACUCCCACGAAAUAAGGUAUAAAUUUAAGUGACGUCAUCUCAAUAGGCAAUUGUGAGUCUAUUUAUUUUUAGUACAGCAAUGGUUAUAAACCGUUAAUUUGAAAUGAAUGGCCGUAAUAUAGUAUUAUUACUUUUUAUCGCAGUUGUAGUUUGCUUUAUUUAUGCGUAAAAAUCUAAAUAUCAAAAUCAUAAAUAUAUGACAUUAAAAAUUAUUCUAAAUUAAUUGUUCAUAAUUUGAGGUUUUGUUGACCAUCAUCAUUUUUUGAAUCAUCAUUCUUUAGAAUGUUUAUGUUGUAAUCCUACCCUAAAGAUGUCUUUGUGGAUAUAAUUAAUUGCACACAAAACAAAUUAUUUUUUACGAAUCAAGAUUUGCUUGGUCUGGUUUUGUCUGGUCUCUACUGGAGACAUAAAAAACACUAUUCAAUUUAUAUUUUAAUUUGAAAUAUUAAUUUUUUGAAAUAGUUUAAGUUGUAAAUUUGAGAAUUAUAGUUACCUUGUGCAAUUUACAGGAAUGUAACUUGAGCUCUCAAAUACAGUAGAUAUCAAUUUAUAAUAUAACGUCUGCUGAUUAAUCGCAACAAUAAGCAGUAAUAUAAAAAUAAUUGUUGUUAAAUAUUAUAAGUUAUUUGUUUUAGAUGCGUAUUGAUAACUGGUAUUAAAAAUAAAUAUAAAUUUACUAAAUUUUAAAAUAUCUCGUUUCAAAUAUUUACGCACAAAUAAUAAAACAUGACAGUCUUUGUAAGACAAAGCUUUAAAACUUGACUUCAUGAUUUAAAAAAUGAAAUAAAUGUUUCUAAAGAAUGAAAUGGGAGAUGGCGUUUCUUUUUUAUUAUUGUAUGUCGAGUUUAUUAAUUUAUGUAUAGAUAAUAGUAAUAUUUAACUUAGCCCAAAGAUACGAAAGUAGUGACUAUAAAUAUGAAUAACUUCUCUACUUUUCUCUUCAGCUAUUUUAUAUACUUAAUUAAUAUCGGCUCUGAUGACAAUAUUUAAGCUUAUUUUUUUAGUUUUAUAGCAUUGAAAUGCUUUGUAAAUGAGAAAUUUUUUCAAAAUUUCUCAAUAUGUUUUUAACGUUUUUUUUUGUUCUUUUAACGUUUUUAAAUUCACCAUUCACAAUAUUUCAUUUAUUUAUUAUCUAAAAUAUACUUUUUUUUUUGGAUUCUUAAUCUACAAUAAUAUUACGAUGUGAUACUGUUGUCAAAAAAAUAUAUAUUUUAAUAAAUGUAAGAAUACAUUGUUAUAAUGGAAUUAAGGAAAACACACAACGACCAAAAAACGGUAAAAGUGCUAGCGCGAUUAAAUUGUAAUAGAAUUGUUUCCUGUAACAGUUUCAUUUUAUUGAAUUAUUGUCUUGCCUCGAAUGAAUUGUGAAAUUUAUUCAUUUCUAUUAUUAUUAAGUUAUAAGAGUCACACACAACUCAAAUACCGUUUAUAUUUUUGUUACUAAAUUAAUAUAUUAUAUUUAAUAAUUACUUUGUUGCCUAUGGUGCAGAAUAAAAUUUACUUAUUACAUAAUUUUAAAAGGUCCAUUUUAUUCUGCAUUCAACUCAGUUCUUAAUUAGCCUGUCAACAUAUUUAUUUUAUAACCAUUAAUAAUCAAUAAGCAGUAUUUAGCUAUUCCUAAUAACAA
Molecule: messenger RNA, 5319 nt
Organism: Zerene cesonia (dogface butterfly)
Lineage: Eukaryota; Metazoa; Arthropoda; Insecta; Lepidoptera; Pieridae
Product: non-lysosomal glucosylceramidase
Exons: 16
Coding region: 196-3021 (941 amino acids)
Biological process (GO): glucosylceramide catabolic process; carbohydrate metabolic process
Cellular component (GO): membrane
Molecular function (GO): beta-glucosidase activity; glucosylceramidase activity
Source: RefSeq, a predicted model, not a curated record